CAAAUUUAGAAAAGUGAAGGCCUCUCCAACGAGGGGACAUUUGGACAAUGUAAGGUGGCAGCUAUGUGAAAUGCUAAGCAAAGACAUCUUACACUGAGGGAAAGGCACGCACAGGGUCCAGAGGCUGAUCAAGCUCUGAGCGUCUGAAGGACAGGAAGGUGCUCCUGCAGGUGAAGCAGGAGGCGGAAGAGGCAGGCGGGAACACGAGUCAGGUUAUUCAGCAAUAGUUAUGACCUCCCGGUUACGUGCGCUGGGUGGAAGAAUUAACAACAUACGCACCUCGGAAUUACCCAAAGAGAAAGCUCGAUCUGAAGUCCUCUGCAGCAUACGAUUUUUAGAUGGCUUGGUACAGACCUUUAAAGUUAAUAAACAAGACACUGGCCAGUCACUUUUGGAUAUGGCGUAUGCCCACCUGGGUGUGACGGAAAAGGAGUAUUUUGGUUUGCAACAUGGUGAAGACUCAGUAGACUCCCCUAGAUGGCUUGAAUCAAGCAAACCUAUCAGGAAGCAGCUGAAAGGAGGUUACCCCUGUUCCCUGCAUUUUCGAGUAAGAUUUUUUAUACCUGAUCCCAACACACUGCAGCAAGAACAAACCAGGCACUUGUAUUUCUUACAACUGAAGAUGGAUAUUUGUGAAGGAAGGUUAACCUGCCCCCUGAAUUCAGCAGUGGUGCUGGCUUCCUAUGCAGUACAAUCUCAUUUUGGAGACUUUAAUCCUUCCAUACAUCAUCCGGGCUACCUUGCGGACAGCCAGUUCAUACCAGAUCAGAAUGAUGACUUCCUGACCAAGGUGGGAUCUCUGCAUGAGCAGCACAGUGGGCUAAAGCAGUCAGAAGCCGAAUCAUGCUACAUCAACAUAGCCCGGACUCUCGACUUCUACGGAGUGGAGCUGCACAGUGGUAGAGAUCUGCACAAUUUAGAGCUAAUGAUUGGAAUUGCUUCUGCGGGCAUUGCUGUGUACCGAAAAUACAUUUGUACAAGUUUCUAUCCUUGGGUGAAUAUCCUCAAGAUUUCUUUCAAAAGGAAAAAGUUCUUUAUACAUCAAAGGCAAAAGCAGCCUGAGUCCAGGGAACAUAUCGUGGCCUUCAACAUGCUAAAUUACCGAUCUUGCAAAAAUUUGUGGAAAUCCUGUGUUGAGCACCAUACCUUCUUUCAGGCAAAGAAGUUACUACCUCAAGAAAAGAAUGUUCUGUCUCAGUACUGGACUCUGGGCUCCAGGAACCCCAAGAAGUCUGUAAAUAACCAAUACUGCAAGAAGUUGAUUGGAGGCAUGGUGUGGAACCCCGUCAUGCGGAGGUCCUUAUCAGUAGAACAUCUAGAAACCAAGAGCUUGCCUUCCCGGUCGCCUCCAAUCACUCCCAACUGGCGAAGUCCUCGGCUCCGGCAUGAGAUCCGAAAACCCCGCCACUCCUCUGCGGAUAACCUCGCAAACGAGAUGACAUACAUUACAGAGACUGAAGAUGUGUUUUACACCUAUAAGGGCUCCCUGUCCCCCAAAGACAGCGAUUCCGAAGUUUCUCAGAACCGCAGCCCGCAGCGAGAGAGUUUAUCUGAGAACAACCCAGCACAGGGCUGCCUGACCCAGAAGUCAUCCAGUUCUGUGUCUCCAUCUUCAAAUGCUCCAGGCUCCUGCUCACCAGAUGGGGUCGACCAGCAAUUCUUAGAGGACUAUCACAGGGUAACCAAAGGGGGCUCCACCGAGGACACCGGCCAGUACUACUGUGACAAGAAUGAUAAUGGGGACAGCUACUUAGUUUUGAUCCGCAUUACGCCAGAUGAAGAUGGAAAAUUUGGAUUUAACCUUAAGGGAGGAGUGGAUCAGAAGAUGCCUCUUGUAGUCUCAAGGAUAAACCCAGAGUCGCCUGCUGAUACCUGCAUUCCUAAGCUGAACGAAGGGGAUCAGAUUGUGCUGAUCAAUGGCCGGGACAUCUCAGAACACACCCAUGACCAGGUGGUGAUGUUCAUCAAAGCCAGCCGGGAGUCCCACUCAAGGGAGCUGGCCCUGGUGAUCCGGAGGAAAGCUGUCCACUCGUUUGCCGAAAUCAGAUCUGAAGAUGAACUGAGCCAGCUUUUCCCAGAGGCCAUUUUCCCCAUGUGUGCAGAGGGCGGGAGCACUUUGGAGGGAUCCAUGGAGCUGCUAAAGAAGGGCCUCGAGAGUGGGACAGUGCUGAUCCAGUUUGAGCAACUCUACAAAAAGAAGCCAGGCUUGGCCAUCACCUGUGCGAAGCUGCCCCAAAACCUGGACAAGAACCGCUAUAAAGACGUGCUGCCUUAUGACACCACCCGGGUAUUACUGCAGGGACAUGAAGAUUAUAUUAAUGCAAGUUAUGUGAAUAUGGAAAUUCCUGCUGCUAGCCUUAUGAAUAAGUAUAUUGCCGCUCAGGGACCCCUGCCACAUACCUGUGCACAAUUUUGGCAAGUCGUCUGGGAUCAGAAGUUGUCAUUGAUUGUCAUGUUGACAACUCUCACAGAGCGAGGGCGGACCAAGUGUCACCAGUACUGGCCUGAUCCCCCGGAUGUUAUGGACCACGGCAUCUUUCAUAUUCAGUGUCAGUCAGAGGACUGUACCAUCGCCUAUGUGUCCCGAGAAAUGCUGGUCACAAACACUGAGACUGGGGAAGAACACACGGUGACACAUCUGCAGUAUGUGGCGUGGCCUGAUCAUGGUGUGCCUGAUGAUUCCUCAGACUUCCUGGAAUUUGUGAGCUCUGUGAGGUCCCUGCGGGUGGAUGGUGAGCCAGUCUUAGUUCACUGCAGUGCUGGAAUAGGUCGAACUGGUGUGUUGGUCACUAUGGAAACAGCCAUGUGCUUAAUUGAGAGAAAUCUGCCGGUUUGUCCAUUGGAUAUUGUCCGAAAGAUGCGAGACCAGCGUGCCAUGAUGGUACAGACAUCAAGCCAGUACAAGUUUGUAUGUGAAGCGAUUCUUCGUGUGUUUGAAGAAGGCAUAGUCCAGAUGCUGGAUCCCAGUUAGGACAACUGUGAAGCAUUCAUUCCUUGUCCUUAAGGGCACCCUUCUCAGGAGAGGGGGUCAUGCCCUCCUCUGGAAGCCACAGGAGGAACCGGGAGCUGUGGGAAGGGAAUGAGCAUGUUUGAACUCAGCACUUUAAGUUUCUGUAGAAAAGGUAUUGUGUACAUAGCUCUAGAUACGCAUGCAACUAUGGCUUCCUUUAAGCCCAGGGAAAGAAGCACAAGGGGAUUUCACAUGGGACCUGUCCCACCACCUUCCUCCCUACAUCUUACCAUGUCAGCCAUGCUUGGGCACCUGGGAGGGUUCACCUGCAGCGCUGCACACUUCCCAGAAGCCAGGUAGCAUGGCUGUGUGAGGUUGCUCAGGUAUUGGAAUGUGUGCAGGGGGCUGGGGGCUGAGUGUCCCAUGCUUGCAAAUGGAGCAGAGCAGCUCAGUCAGCCAGCACCCCUACACCAACACAGGGCACCAGGAACCAGGCUGAAGGACAAGCAGUGCCUCUGCUGUCCUCCCCUGCAUCUCCAGCCUGGCCCUGUCAGUACUUGGUUCCUGGGGCUGCAUCCAGAGCAGCCUCUUCUCCUCAGUUCUGCCCCUCUGUUCACACCCUGCCAGCCCAGCGAACGGUGUUUGUCCAGGCAGCUCCAGCCGGGACUCUGGGUGAUGCUCUGUCUUAGCUCCAGAAGCAGGUGUGUCUCUUGCCUUCGCUAGCCUCUUACUGUACAGUCAGACUCCAGGACUGGAUUCCCCCCGACUACUGAAUCUACUACAUGGAUUGCUGCUACUUCAUGCUAUCACACUCAAGACAGGAGGAUUUUCCCAAGUGGGAGGGGAUGAUAGCAUUCAGAAUUUUUGGCCCUUCUGAGAAAAGACCUGCUAGUAAGUGACUGUGGGAAACCCUUCUUCUCAAGGGUUCCCUGUGGGUGUGUACAUGUGUGUGAGUGUGCGUGCGUGUGCCCUUCCACGGUGAGUGUUUCUCAAGAUUCCUAACUUAACUCAAAUUACCAUUGAGUUUAUAUAAGAAAUGAGUCUCUGUACAGAAGAACAAAUGUGUGUAUUCACCCUCAGUUACAAUGGUCUCCAUUUCAUUUCAGAGGAGAGGAUCAAACUGUCUGAACAGAAACACAAUUCGAUGUUAAUUUAUUCGAAGUAUCCCAGGAUUUUGAUUGUUCUAAAGAAUUCUGCUUUUGUGAAUACUGUGUUAAAUUUUUUUAAAAAUUUGUGACAGGAUUGUAGCAAAGUAUUAUUUAAGGAAAAUAAAUUACAUCAACAUUUUAACGUGGUAUUUUUAAAUAGCAGUUUUUGUGUAUCCAGAAAAGGAAGCUAAGCCAGUUCGUUAACGGUAUAUAUUGCAAAUUUUCAUGGCCUGCAUAGAUGAAACCAUUUUAAUAUUAGGAAACUCUGGACCAAUUAAAAAUCAGUUCCUGGUUUCAAGAAUUGAUAAUAAGGACCUCCUGAAAGGGCCAGGUUUCUAAUAGAGGUUCUUUAUCUGCAGAUCCAGUGUAUUUACUUGCACACUUGCUGUCUUUGCCCUGCAUGUAUUUUACCGCUAAAUGGCCUGGGUAGAAGGAGGCUAUUCCCAAUGUGGAACCCUAUGCUGUAUGGCACAAAAAUAAUGCAGAGUCUAGCACUGCGGCCUGGGCGAUUGAGUUCCUGUUCCCAGUCAGUGCUAGCUAGCUCCCACCCGAGACACCUAGGCGCUGGACCUCCAUUUCCUUUACCUAUAAAAUAAGAAAAAACAGUACUUAGCUAUUCAAGUUGAACACAGAAACAGAGGAAGUUCACGCCAUGAAUGUGAAUUUUCUUCAGUUGGAGUGUAAACUGACACUGCAAUGGGAUAGGUUACUUGGAAAAGCUGAUUUUUCCCAUGGUCAGCCCCAAAACACAUCAGACAGAAGUAAAGUCCAGUAAGGUUUUGUGAGGUGAGAGAAAAAUGUUCUUCUAGGACAGAGCAGAAGCACAAAGAGUGUUGCAGCAGCACCUUUAUUCAGUUGACCCAGAACAAAGUGCUCUCCGCAAGGUACAAGAACAAAGAGGGUGCUGGCAUAAAUUUAAAUGCCAUCCAGAUGUUUAGCAAAUUUAGCCACUCAAUAAAAAUAUAUCACCACUCUAUGUAUAAAAGCUUGAGAAGUGUAAAUGUCUUUAAAGAUGGUGUUUUUUUUUUUUUAAGCAAAUUGUUUAAUGUGGCUGCAGAAACACUGUCAUUAUGGUUACAUUCUAAAAAGCUUGCCCAAGGUUCAGCCAGCCUUUGCUGCUGCUGCGCAGACCAGCAAUUCAGACCCUACAGAUGUUGCCAGAAAGAAAAUCCAUGAAAUCCUGGGAAGAACAAAACAAGAAAAUUAUCUAAAGGAACAAAAUAUCCACGUAGACACUAUAUAUAUUAUCAUUAAAAAUCCAUAGCUCCCUUAGAAAUGUCUGUAAUUCUUAAGAAAUUCUUUUUUCAUCCAUCUCAGAGUUGGGGUAAAUAUUUUGCCUGAGAAAUUCGGUUGGAUGUGACUGGAGAAGACAUUUCUGGUGCUUUUAGGAGAUCUAAUUAGAUGCCCUGAUGUGCAGACUUAAUUGGAAUGAGAGGGCCCCGCUGGUGUCACUCUAGAACCUGCACUCUCUGGUUUGACUUAGAAAAAGAUUCAGCUCAGUUUGGUUGGGCUAAGGAGGUGGGGUAGUUGAAUCCCAAACCGGUGCCUGUCUUUCAUUUCUUGCCACGAUAAUUCAUACUUAAGUAUGCUCUGAGAUGAGUGUAGAGGCUAUUGCUCCUCUGUGGUUGUUUGGCCUGUUUUUGUCCCUCAGACAUUAGUAUUUAGGCAGCAAUAUGUAGCGAAGAGCUCCUGUGAGAAGCAGGACUUGGCCAGAUCUGGACUUGGCAAGAUUCAUCGCCCUCAGUUUUCUCAUAUGGAAAAGGGGGUGAUUACACAGGAGGAGGGAAGCUCAAGGCCUGCCGUUCUGGGAGUCCGAUGCUCCCGAGAAGCAAAACUGACCCUUCAUCACAUUGCCACAACUGCCAGAGACAGAUGUAUCUCGCUUCUGCGGCUCUGCCCUGUAAGGUUGUCCCUCAGGCCUUGGCAUUGUUGGAUGGGAAAACGAGGACUGCCGCCCUCUGACUCUCUUCUGUCUGCCGAGCUAAGAGCAAGGUCUGCGAAGACGGCCACGCCUCCGUGAUGACGUCAGUCGGGCAACCCAACUGGUCCCGGGCUGGGUUAAGCCCGCCCCGUUAUGGGUUCAGGCACUGUUUGGAGCAACCAAAGGAUUGGGUGAAGCCAUGUUGUUUUGAAAAGUAUCUUAAUUGAUCAGCAAUAUUUUUCUGUAAAUUUGGAAUGUUUUUCAUUCUGACCUGUUCUGUCAGUGACUACUGAAAAACAGUUUAAUCAAUAUAAAAACACUCAAGCUAUGCAACACUA
Octodon degus (degu) is the source of this 6357-nucleotide messenger RNA. RefSeq names its product protein tyrosine phosphatase, non-receptor type 3 (gene Ptpn3). Lineage: Eukaryota; Metazoa; Chordata; Mammalia; Rodentia; Octodontidae. Gene Ontology annotation, cellular component: cytoplasm; cytoplasmic side of plasma membrane; cytoskeleton. The record is from RefSeq and is a predicted model, not a curated record. Bases 230 to 2971 code for a protein of 913 amino acids. Gene Ontology annotation, molecular function: cytoskeletal protein binding; protein tyrosine phosphatase activity. Gene Ontology annotation, biological process: protein dephosphorylation. The transcript is spliced from 26 exons.